AUGAAGAAAAGCAGAGGCCGGACAGGUCGAAAGAGAAGAAGAAAACACUCGCAGAGUUUUAUGGAUGGAGUCAACUGCAGUCACAAGCUGGAAUACAUUAAACUGAAGAAGUGGCUGAAAGACAGAGGAUUUGAAGACAGUAAUUUAAGGCCAGCACAGUUCUGGGAUACAGGAAGAGGACUGAUGGCAACAAAAGCUCUUCAGGCAGGGGAUCUGAUUAUUUCAUUGCCUGAGAAAUGCUUACUCACCACGGCCACUGUCCUUAGUAGCUGCUUGGGAGACUACAUUAUGAAAUGGAAGCCUCCUGUAUCUCCUUUGAUGGCACUGUGCACAUUUUUGAUAGCAGAGAAGCAUGCUGGUGAGAAAUCUCUGUGGAAGCCAUAUCUUGAUGUUUUACCCAAGGCAUACACUUGCCCUGUUUGUUUGGAGCAUGAUGUAGUAAGCCUUCUUCCUGAACCUUUAAGAAAGAAGGCUCAGGAGCAGAGAACGACGGUCCAUGAGUUGUACAUGUCUUCCAAGGCUUUUUUCUCUUCCCUGCAGCCUUUGUUUGCUGAGAACACAGGAACUAUUUUUAACUACAGUGCUCUAGAGUGGGCUUGGUGCACUAUUAAUACCAGGACAAUAUACAUGAAACAUUCACAGAGGGAGUGUUUUUCUCUUGAGCCAGAUGUUUAUGCAUUGGCACCAUAUUUAGAUUUGCUAAACCACAGUCCAAAUGUUCAGGUAAAGGCUGGAUUUAAUGAGCAGACAAGACGCUAUGAAAUUUGGACAAAUUCACAGUGCAAAAAAUCCGAAGAAAUAUUUAUCUGCUAUGGGCCUCAUGACAAUCAGCGACUGCUACUGGAAUAUGGAUUUGUUGCCAUUGAUAACCCUCACAGCAGUGUUUAUGUCUCAUCAGAUACUCUCCUCAGAUAUUUUCCACCACUGGACAAGCAGAGAAAUGCAAAACUUUCCAUUCUAAAGGAUCAUGAUUUCUUAGAAAACCUGACCUUUGGAUGGGAUGGACCAUCUUGGAGACUUCUCACAGCCCUCAAAUUGUUAAGUCUUGGAGCAGAUGAAUUUGCUUGCUGGAGGAGGACGCUGCUUGGUGAAGUAAUUUCAGCCAGAAAUGAACAGCAGACUUUGAGUAUAACAGCAAAAAUAUGCCAUUUUUUAAUAGAGGAGACACAACAUGUCCUUCUUCAGAUUUCCCAGUUGAAAAGGAGCAAAGAGAACCUCAAAAAACAACUGGCUUUGGCAGAAGCACUACGCUUGGAAGAUCUGAAGAUACUACAAAAAUCAGCUGAGAUUCUUUGCAAGUUGAAUAUCGCAAUGGCUUGACCCGCCUGGAGCUGUGAUAGCUGUGGCUGAUUGGAUCUCAUUUACCAUGGAUGUGCCUUGCUCAACUGUUUUAAUGGACCUGAGCAGCAAAUAAUGUAAAAAGUCAUCAGAAUAUGACUGGUUUUGUUUGCAGGGUCACACGGGACCCAGACUUUUACUUUGUUAUUUGCUGACCUUCUUCAGUAAUACAAAAGGUUAGCCCAAAUGCUGGGGAGAGCACAGGUGGCUUUCAUCACAUCUCAUCCAAAUCACGCCGCUGUGAGCAAAACAGCUUCUGGGGUAAUUUGAGCAGACCCAGGAUUGUGGGCUCCAGCAAUCCUAGACUUUACAGCUGCCUGUGUGGCUAAAGCAUGGAUUAUAGGGUCAAGCAGAUACUCCUCAGCGUGUAUUUGAGCUCUGAUGCUUGACAGAGAGGAAGAGGACAGAGCCACUUAUAUUUGUCCUGUACUCAUCUUUACUUUUUCCCUGAGGUCUGCACAUGUCCCCAAGACUUGGCAGUUCAUGUAGUGCUUGUUCGUUGCUGGGGUAAUAGAUGUGGACUAGAGCACAGAUCAGCCCUAUUGUGACCAACUCCAAAUCAUUCCCUUCACAGUUUCAACCCAAGUGUUUCUUGAACAUAAGGAAGUGUGAAUUUCCCUCCUUUACUCUCAAAGCUCCCUCCAGACUCACUAGUUUGUGUUCUGACUCCUCCUGCUGGGAAUGAGAACUGAAAGGAUGUAUCACUUUGAACUCUCUUGUUUGGAAGACCACCCAGACAAUUCUGUUUCCAUUCAGUUGUGGUGAUCACAUUGAGAAAUGUCCCUGUCCUGUCUACAAGGAUAGUCUCGUGAGCUGCCUUUCGGUAUUAGUUCUACUUAAAUAGGGAGCUUGAGCUCCCUAUGUCGUUUAGAGAGGAGAGAGACUUCUUCAAAGGGCAUUUCAGGGCAGGACCCAUAUUUAGGCUGUAUGAACUUAAUUUAUAAUUGUGAUUGU
Gavia stellata (red-throated loon) is the source of this 2292-nucleotide messenger RNA. RefSeq names its product SET domain containing 4 (gene SETD4). NCBI's taxonomy places the organism in Eukaryota, Metazoa, Chordata, Aves, Gaviiformes, Gaviidae. The coding region runs from base 1 to 1320 and encodes 439 amino acids. Gene Ontology annotation, molecular function: histone H3K4 methyltransferase activity; transcription coactivator activity; protein binding. The transcript has 10 exons. The record is from RefSeq and is a predicted model, not a curated record. Gene Ontology annotation, biological process: peptidyl-lysine dimethylation; positive regulation of transcription by RNA polymerase II; peptidyl-lysine trimethylation.